This is a messenger RNA of Linum trigynum, 1329 nucleotides long. NCBI's taxonomy places the organism in Eukaryota, Viridiplantae, Streptophyta, Magnoliopsida, Malpighiales, Linaceae. The record is from the annotation of a GenBank genome assembly.
AUUUACUAAAUUUGCGUACGGAGGCCCAAUCCAAACUUAAUAAACUUUUUAAACUUAUCUCUCCCCGUCCACAAACCCUAAUCAUCAAUCUUUGUUCGCCCCUUCUUCUCCCAUUCCUCCCUCCCACCACAAUGACUGAACUUCUACAGCGUGCCGCGGAAGACCUGAUCGAUGUAAGGCAGAGGAUUUCCACCGACGUGAACUCGCUUUCUGCUUACAUUACUAGCAUGAAUCUGGAAGCACGCAUCGGCGGCUCCGCAUGGAAGUUGCGCAAGUUGCAGAUGAUUAUCCGUAUGCUGGCAAGGAGCAUCAAUCACGACAUACUAUACUUCGAAGGCCUCAAAAGGCAGAUCUGUAAAGGGUUACUCAUCUGCGCCGACUACGCGAGGACAAGGAUUGAAGCGAUGCCCGAUGAUCUGGAGGUAGACCUGCCGAUGGCCUCAUCCCAACUCCGUCUCGAGACCGAUGACCGGCUUCCCGUGUUGACCGACCAUGUGAGAAGAGGGAUUGAAGAGAUGCUGAAGCUGGAGGCAGAGGCAGAGGACCGGCUUGUCAAUGACAUGGCCUCUGCGAUCUCCCACUUCAAGAACAUGGACAGUAUACUGAUCUACAUCGAGGAAUAUGCUACAGCAGGGGAGACCAGCUCACUGAAAGGCUCGGAGGAGUCAUACAAAGAGGAACUGGUUGCCUUCGAAGCCAUCAAGUUCAGGAUCGUCCAAACAAUGCUUAACAUCAGCGAUGCCUUGAUCAAAGAUAUCGAGCCCCAGCGGAAGCAUGUGGAGCGGGCGCAGGGGAUGCUCGACUUGCCUUCCAAAGAGAUCCCUCAUAACCUUCCCCCGAAUGGUUACGCUGAGCUCUUCUGAUCAGCACACUGUUUGAUCUAAUGAUUAUAUCUAAGUACUACUUAGAUACUUCCCAAGAACAUGUGAUGUUAUGUUGGUCAUCAGGAUCUCUUUGAAAGGCAAGUCAUCAGUGACAUUGUGAUGUGACGAAUGAAAAUUGUUUAGAACUUCAAUUUUCAUCUAAUCUCGACAAAAUGGGACGGAAAAAUAUCAUGUUUAUACCUUCAUUUAUUUCUUUAAAUCUCAACAAAUUUAAAUUAUUAAGGAUAUUGAUUAUACAAUAGAAACCAAACAAAAUAUUAAACAUGAAAAACAGCUGAUUCUCAUCUCUUCAUGACGGCAGUGCUUUUCUGCUCAAUCGGUGUUUGGUUAGCCUUUAUCAUGUUAGAGUGUGCAAUUUUUUUAAAUUAAUUUGGGUGCCUUGGUAAGUUGAUGUGGCUAAUCGAAUGGAAAACUUGAACAACUUGAAUAAUCUAAGAUUAUGCAC